CUCUUUGUUCUGUUGUGUAGGAAAAGCCAAUUACAAAAUCCCUGCAGAGGGGAGAGGAUCCGCAGUUUGACCAGUUGAUCAGCACCAUGAGCUCACUGGCCGAAUACUGCCUCCCCUCCAUCCUGCGGACUCUGUUCGACUGGUACCGGAGGCAGAACGGACUGGAGGACGAGUCCCACGAGUAUCGACCCAGAGCCAACACCAAGUCCAAAAAUGAUGAGCAGCAGAAGGAUUACUUGCUUGAGAGGCGGGAUCUGGCCAUCGAUUUUAUUUUCUCUCUAGUGCUAAUCGAAGUCUUAAAACAGAUUCCACUCCAUCCACUCCUGGACAACCUUAUCCAGGAAGUCAUCAAUGUGGCAUUUAAGCACUUUAAAUACAAAGAGGGGUACCUCGGGCCCAACACUGGCAGCAUGCACAUUGUAGCGGACUUAUAUGCAGAAGUGGUGGGAGUCGUGGCCCAGUCCAG
Molecule: messenger RNA, 466 nt
Organism: Paramormyrops kingsleyae
Lineage: Eukaryota; Metazoa; Chordata; Actinopteri; Osteoglossiformes; Mormyridae
Source: RefSeq, a predicted model, not a curated record